Messenger RNA from Durusdinium trenchii, 1317 nucleotides. The record is from the annotation of a GenBank genome assembly. NCBI's taxonomy places the organism in Eukaryota, Dinophyceae, Suessiales, Symbiodiniaceae.
AUGCUGCCUUCUUCAGCUUUGGCCGCUGGGAAGAAGCCCUCGUUGCUCUCUACACUAGUUGGGAUGACGGUGAAGCGAGCCACUUCGUCGAGGACGCCUAUGCCACGCUGUGUGCUGAUGUGGACCUACUACAAUGGGCCGCCCGUAGCCAGCAGCUUCGUCGUCUCCUCGACUUACCUCCUCCUGGACCUGGGUCGUUGGAGUGGGCACGAACCGAUCAGAUACGAGCACGACGCAUUCAGCCACGGAACCUUGGUGAGCAGCGGCAAGCACGCAUUGGCUUGGAUAGACCUUUUGCUGAUCAAGACCGCUUUGCCAUGGACUUCUCCCCGGAUCUCGUCCGUGUUCCACCCGGUGGCGCCAGCACCGUGCCCUGCCUACAGCGUGGACCUUUCCGCCGUUGCUUUUUGGUUCGAGAUUUUCAUUGGCACCUCAAGCACCUUGCCGCACAGGCUGACUUUGACAUUGCCAUGCUGUCUUUUGACACUGCGGUUGAUCCUGUGCAUGGUGACCUUCGGAGUGGCUCUAUGUCCUGGAGGCGCCUGGAGUCGCUGUACCGUGAUGGCAUGGUUGCGGCUACUCUCGUCGGUUCAAGCGCGCUGGACGCCUUUGGUGGAUGACAACGGACAGGAGCGCCGAGGACCUCGCCCUCUGCGUACCACGGCUCGGCCAUGGGGGCUUGAUGGCCUCACCUUGCGAGAAAUGAGACAACUGACCCAAGGCAGUGCCUUCGCUCUGCAAGUCCUUUGGUGUGCCUGUGCUACUUUGUGCUGGGGCGGUUUCUUUAUCUCGGAGCACCCUGCUGCUCCUCGUGAUCCUGGCCGGGCUACUAUGUGGCGAACGCCGCUCAUGCAGACUCUUCUGCAAGCAGUGCAGGCCACGCUGGUGACCAUCUCGCAGUGGCGGUGGGGUUCAAUGACUCCUAAGCCUACAACCCUUUUGGCAAUCAGGCUGCCGUUCCUCCGUGCCUCGAUGGACAAGUGGCAGGUUCCAGGCCUCUCCAAACCAGAGGCGUGUGCGAUGGGGCUGCAAGAUGGCGUCUUCCGGACCGAAGAGAUGAAGACGUAUAGUGAGGCCCUGUCAGCGGCCUUUGCGCAAGGCAUUUUUGAUGGCCUGAAGCGAGCCAGCCAACAUGGGCAGCUUCGCCUCUGCUCCUUCCCUGAGGAGGUUGAGCGAUGGGUCAAUCUUUUGUCCCGGUUGAGCGCUGAGAUUGAUCCCCAGGGUCAUCGGCUCCCGGACUUUCAGGACCUGUAUAGGUCACGUGUGCAGACGGCGUUUUUGGCCUGUUGGCUGCGCCAAUUCAAGCGACGGGCUUGA